Messenger RNA from Manduca sexta (tobacco hornworm), 1310 nucleotides. Its product is annotated as modular serine protease. The record is from RefSeq and is a predicted model, not a curated record. Bases 82 to 999 code for a protein of 305 amino acids. The transcript has 7 exons. Lineage: Eukaryota; Metazoa; Arthropoda; Insecta; Lepidoptera; Sphingidae. Gene Ontology annotation, molecular function: serine-type endopeptidase activity. Gene Ontology annotation, biological process: proteolysis.
AGACGUAUAUAAGGACAAUUCAGUUCGAGAUCUCGUCGCAAAGCCGACGCUAGCGCUUUGGGAACGUUCCGUGGCACGAUAAUGUUGUUGCUUCUGUAUUGUCUUGUGGCGGCCUCCGCGCCGUUCUUUAUUGCAGCGGACCAAGGCAGCCCUGACCUGCCUUUAGCUACCGAACCACCAACAGAAUGCGGAACAAUAGCACCUGAUGAUAGCUUAGUAUUAGAUGGGUCCGUUGGUAAAAGUGACAAAUUACCUUGGUAUGCUAUUAUCUACACAACCACCACCCGGCCAUACAAGCAGAUCGGUGGAGGAACCCUCAUCACUCCUUCAGUAGUAAUCUCAGCCGCUCACUGUUUCUGGCGCAAUGGUGAGGUUCCAUCUAAGGAUAAUUACGCCGUGGCGCUCGGCAAGACCCAUAGUGCUUGGAAUAGCCAUGCCGAUGUAAACGCUCACAAGUCUGAUGUAAAAGAAAUACACAUACCACCGCAGUUUAAGGGAAGGAACACUAAUUAUCGGAAUGAUAUAGCAAUCGUGGUCAUGUCAGACCCUGUGACCUACAAAGUGGACAUCCGCCCUAUCUGUUUGAACUUCGAUGUACAAUUUGAAAGACUGCAAUUAAAAGACGGCAUUAUGGGGAAGAUCGGCACAUGGAAUGUAAGUCGUGAGACACUGAAACUAUCGAAAACAUUAAAAGUGGUGGAGAAUCCAUACAUUGACGCAGCGACUUGUAUUAGUGAGUCUCCGGCAAGCUUCAGAAAUUCCAUCACUGCGGACAAAAUAUGCAUCGGAUACGUUAACGGCACCGGGCUAUGUAGAGGUGAUGGCGGCGCUGGGGUGGCUUUCCCUAGCCAGGAACAAGGAGUGCAACGUUACUACCUCAGAGGUGUUAUAUCUACAGCCCAUACCAGCGAUGAUGGCAACUUAUGUGCAGAUGGAUUUGUAACUGCCACUGCUAUAGGCCAUCAUGAACAUUUUAUCAAACAGUUUAUAAGCGAUUAGGAUGGUGGAAUGUUUAAAAAUACAAGAGUGUGAGGCAGUGAUGAAGGGUCCGUACUACCCGAUUCUUGCUGGCUUCCGUUUCGUAAUUAACGUAAAAUCUAAUUAUCAUUAGAAUAUUUUGGAAAACCUUAGGGUUACCUUUCGGAAAACUUCACCGUUUGCCACUGGUGUGAAGAUCUGUCCCCCCAUAAACUGAUGGGAAAUUGUAUGUAGGUACUCGAGUUAUAAUUUCUUUUUAUACGUGCGUUUAAGUUCCAUUACAACUUACCAAUUUUAUGAAUAAAUAUUUAAUAAACAAUUAACAAAAUUAA